UUACGUGCUCGCAUGUAAAUCGGAGACUUCGAUCAAGGUACCGUCCCCUUCAAUCGCGUAACUGAAAGUGAACAAUGUCCAUUCACAAAACGCUAAGUAGAUCAUCAAAAACCGCAACAUUCAUCUCGGCGGAAACACCCCACUCGAGACAAAACAUAAAAUUUCGACCACCGAGUGACAGAUUUUUAAUGGCCAUUCAAUCGUAAGGUUGUCGUGAGAAAUCAACUAUCGACGCAUCGCGAUUUAAUCAAACCACUGCAUGUUUGUUGAUUUAAGUUUGGAAAAUCCGUAGAUUCUGUUUACGAUAUAAAUGUAAUCAUUUAAGCCUUAAGCAAUUUGUUUAUGUACAUUGUAAUUAUAGAGGUUUUAAGACCUCCACAGGCUUGUUAUAAAAAGACAAGUUAGUAUAUUUUGUGGUUAAUUAGUAGGGCUGUGAGUAUUGAAUUGUUAACAUGUGUGAAGCCAGGAGGUCAGAAAGUUGUGAUAGUGAGAAGAAAUAUGAUUUGGUGCCACCAGAAGGCGGCUGGGGCUAUGCAAUUUGUAUUGGGCUUUCUGUUAUAUUUAUAGCUGGUACAGCUCAUCAGCCAGUGUUCGGGUUCAUAUACAAUGAUUUUUUAGACGACUUAGGCGUUGGAACCGGAGCUGUCACUGUGGUAUAUGGAGUGUUUCAAGUUACACUCGCUAUAGCUGGGUUUUCAGCUAAUAUAGCGCUUAAAAAAUUAUCAUUAAGACAAGUUGGACUGAUUGGAGCAUUUAUAUACACUUUAGCAUCAUUCCUAGCAAUAUUUGUGGUUUCCACAACUCAAUUAAUUAUAACAAAUGGAUUCCUUCAAGGUCUUGGCAUGGGCCUGCUCAUACCGGUAGCAUAUACUAGCUUUAACAGUUACUUUACAAGGAAAAAAGUUCUGUAUUUAAGUCUCUGCAAGGCUUCAAUUGGAUUUAUAACAAUGUUGUAUCCACUAUUUAUGAAAAUGACUAUAACGGAAUAUGGAUUUCGAGGCACGUUAGCCAUAUUAUGCGCGAUAUCGGCGCACAGUAUUUUAGGAGCUUUAGUGAUGCAACCGGUACAAUGGCAUAUGGUUAAACAGACUAAGUCUUGUGAACAAAUUGUUUUGAUUCCACCAACGCCUGCCAUCGAAAACGACAAAGACUUUGACUUCACAAAAAAUGUUAAUGAGAGCGAAGAUAGCAGAUCAGUUGAGAAUUUAUACAUAAAACGAGACUUAGAAGACAAAGGAUCGGGUCUCCUUUUUAUCCCAAAAUUAACCAACUCAAGGAGAUUAAGCAUUCCAGUUGUUUUGAUACCUACAGAUUGCAAGACUGAUUCCAAAUUUAAAUCUAGUGACAAUGUAUAUUUAGAGAACUUAUAUAAAGCUGCGUCGGUAUCGAGUCUAGGCAAUUUUGGUAAUCUAGUGGAACCUAUGCCUAUUAUUAAAAACAAGGAGGGAAAAUGGCAGACAGUUGCUGAAUUUCUAGAUCUGACACUUCUCAAAGAUCUUAUAUUUGAUAACAUUGUAUUUGGAAUGGCACUCGCAUUCUUUGCUGACUUAACAUUUUUUACAUUAGAACCACUUUUUUUGGAUAAAAACAGUCUGUCUAAGACAGAAAUAGCAAAUAUUAUUGCAGUGGGAGGUGCUACUGAUAUGAUGGCCAGGUUGCUCCUCGGGGUAUCAGGACAAUUCUUUAGAAUGAAUAGUCGAUAUAUGUUCUAUUCUGGUGCUUUAUUCUCAGCUUUAUUUAGGCUAGUUCUAGUCAACUAUACAACAUAUACUCCGCUGUUAAUAUUAACUGGAAUAUUGGGUGCACUGCGGUCACUGGUUCACAUAGCUCAACCAAUAGUUAUGGCAGAGCACGUCCCCAUCGAGCGGUAUCCUCCGGCAUAUGGACUAUACAUGUUACUGGCUGGAGGUAUCAGCUUGAGCGUCGGACCAAUGAUUGGUUUUAUCCGAGAUUAUACCGGGAGCUAUCGAGUUGCCUUCAUUAUGUUAGCGAUAUGCAACUUUUGCUGUGUCGUGCCAUGGACUGUUGAAGGUGUGAUGCGGUUUUUGAAGAGAAGAAAAACAUUACAAGCGACUAAUCGGUAGUACGUCUGAACUCUAUCUAGAACUUUUUGUUGUUCCUACGUGUUAUGUUACGUAUUGAGGGAUACGUUUACUACUGGGAGAUUUAGGUUCUAAAUCAUUACUGGAACAUUAGUAGUACAAUUAUUAUGAUAAGUUCAAUUAUCAGUACCACACACAAGCUGCGAUUUAUAGAUGUAAAUUACUAUUUUAAUUUCGACCAUGCACUUGUAAGAUCGUGUUUGGCUUUUAAUAGAGGAUUCAUUGAUCUUCAUCAUAUGCUGAUAUACUAUAUUGUCUCAAUACUGAAUUCCCUAGCUAAUUGAUGACAAAUUAUUGUAUUAAUAUGACAUCAGUUACUGGCGAACUGUAAAUAUAAUCCUUAUAGAAUGCAUGCGCCUGAUAAAUAUUAUGUUUUAAAAAGUGAGAAAACGUAAUAUUGCUCUUCAUAAUGAAUAAAAAAUCACAUGUAAGUACUUAAAAUCCCGUGUAAUAAUAUAAAUUAAAGGUAACCAAAAGAAUUCUAUUUUUUACAAAAGGUAUAAAUAUUAGGAUAAUUUAUAAAAUUUAAACAUCGAUUAAUGAUUGUAUGGUCAUUACGAUGCUGUAUUUUUAUUAUUGAGAUAUUAAAAUUAACCAACAGUUAAUUUUUAAAAUUGGCAAACAUUGUAAAUAAUCCGAAAAUUACAUAUUACGCCACUUGUAGAAUCUUAUAUAAAAUGCAUUUACAAUUUGUUAUCUCGCAUAACUCUCAUGUUUGCCUUUGUUCGUUUACUCUUUUAUAAUUUAUUGUCUAUUUUUAUAAUUUAUAUUUAUGCCACUCGUAACAAAAUAACUAGAAAUAAACAUUGGAAACUUAAUAUACAUAAAGGAUUAAAAUAAUGUUUAGAUUUCCUAUUAUGUAAUGAGUUUAUUUUUGUACAACAUUGCCAAAAAUCAAUGGACGCGUAUAAUAUGUGUAUACACUACUGAACAACGUACGCGUAAUAUAUAUAUAUAUAUAUAUAUAUAUAUAUAUAUACAAAACGGAACACUUGCUAUUAAUAUGAUAACCAAAUUAAAAUAUCUUACUUUCACGUUAUGUACUUUUGCGAUGUUCUAAUAUUUUAAUCAAGAAUACGACUUAAAAAACGCUACAUUUACCUAUGGAACUUAAUAUAUGAAUAAUUCAUUUUAAAUAAAAAUUCUUUUAAUACCACUUAGUAUGUAUAAUUCAGUAAUUUAUAUAA
Messenger RNA from Pieris brassicae (large cabbage white), 3289 nucleotides. RefSeq names its product monocarboxylate transporter 9-like. Gene Ontology annotation, biological process: transmembrane transport; monocarboxylic acid transport. NCBI's taxonomy places the organism in Eukaryota, Metazoa, Arthropoda, Insecta, Lepidoptera, Pieridae. Bases 453 to 2084 code for a protein of 543 amino acids. The transcript has 8 exons. The record is from RefSeq and is a predicted model, not a curated record. Gene Ontology annotation, molecular function: monocarboxylic acid transmembrane transporter activity.